GAUGGCGGCCCUAUCUGAUCCCUUUGCCUACAUCUGCGGCCUUCUGUGCCGAGUGAGCAAACGCCAUGUACCUGCCUCUACGUUAUGUAGACGCACAUUCCUUCCUGCCUCUCUGUUUUGUUUGUCUUCAGCAUGAGUUUGUGCAGACCGGUGAGCCGACUCGCACGGCGUGGGGCGGCGGCAUGCGUGUACUCGACUCUUUCUUCCUCACACCCGAUGGCGAGGUCGCUGACGUCUACCUCUUCACCGGCUGCCGAGGCAAGAAACACGAGGACGAAGGGGCGCCGGUUCGCAGCUGGUACGAAGUCACAUUGAGGGGGAUGGCACAAACACAUCAUUCCUCCUUGAUUCAGGCUCGGCGCCGCUUCUUACCUCCAGACGAAAUCUGCCGACCGGCCAGCACGGUUCGUUCCCUUCCCCACAUCUCCCGCUGCGGCGCAGCAGGAUGAGGACUUGGAUGUGGGCAUGGAGAAGCCAGCCUCCUUCUUCAUUGCGUGGGGAAGGAAGGCUCCUGUAAGGCGGCCGUCUACCGCUCAAAGACCUUCCACUGCCGGUGAGCGAGCGACCGAGGCAGCUGUCGGCGAUAGUGUCGUCUACGUAGCCUGCUCAAGUGUUCUGCACGGGCCUGGGUGAUUUCAGGGUUGACAUCUGGUGCGAUGGUUCGUCCAGUGGUGCCCUCGCCGUGUCCUGCGAGCGUCUAUCAGACGAGUGUACACCCGCUGACCAAAUCUGAGCUACACAAGAUGGUCUGGAGUAAAGCCAAUGGCUGAAACGAUGGAGUGUCAUACUCGGGCUGUUGUCGAUGCAUGCAGGUGGAGCUGAAGAUGUUUGAGGGCCUGAAGAUGUUGCAACCAUAUGUAGAUGUCAAGGUGACUAACUAUAGAUAGACCAGAAGAUGCACACUGUGUUCAUGGCAGGGAGGCGGCGUCUUUCGCGCCCUGUAUCGCCGAAAACAGCCGACGUCUCGUGCCCCGUCGCCCACCACCAAGAGAAAGGGGCGACCCCCUCCAACUCCGCUUCCCGACGCCCUGGGCUCCACUUGCAACAUAUGGCGGACUUUUUGGGACGUACCACCGGCUCCCCCGAGACAGCAGCCUGACUUUGGUCUCAGCAGGGCGCAAGUGGGGGGUCACGAUGGGGAUGCGGGCGGUGCUGGUGGGCAUGAUGCGGAAGCGGGCGCGGGCGUCGUUAGGACAUUUGAGACUGUCUCGUCCCGUGCGCAGCAUGUGAGGGAAGGGAGGGAGACACGAGGCAACCGAUGAGCACCUCCUGUGCCGUUGUCUAUGUGUCUGUGUUGCAGAGGUCCUUGGAGAUAAGGUCCCCUGAACUUAAUGGUCAGCAACAGAGCCGGCCAGUGCAUUGGACAGUGAGGCAUAGGCAUACGUGUCGUGUUUGUCCUCCCCAGGUCUGUUGCGUAGUUUGAUGCAUCAGCUUGUGCUCUUCGUGCAACACGCUGGCCUAAUGGUGAGCAUUGCACAGCACACGACACACACAGGAAGAGAUUGGCAUCCGUCGUCUGUCGCUGACAGGAGGUCUUCGAGCUUGAUGUUGAGUUUGCUAUCGACAAAAACAGGCGGGUAGGCACGCACCCACCGAGCACAUAGUUAAUAGGAUGGAUGUCUCUCCCCUGUUCCGCUCCUACAAAGGUCUGGCUAUCCUACGCCCACACCUGCAUCGCAAAAAGGAAGAAAAAACGGCCAAGGCGACCUCGCAGCGCAUCUGACAUAGAGAGCCAGUGGCGGACCCAAGACAGACCCACCAAGAUGGCCCUGAUGCAAAAGGUGAACAUUUCUUGCACAAACAUGCGCUCACUUUCGCAUCCGUUUCCUCUUCUCAUCGCCAGAUCGUAGUGGCCCCCUGGCGGACGACACGAGGCGCAUGUGCGUUGUGCGACCGCCCUGCCUCCACCAUCACAGCCCCAAAAGGCCUGGCGCAAGCAGCAGCUGCCCCGCCGCCGCCAGUGGACGACGGUACCUUAUCACUCCCGCAGAGAAAAGGUGUAAAGGUGGCCGACAGCGCUCGACAGUCGCACGUCGAGGAGGCGCCUGAGGAGGUGCUGCAGGACAUCCUGGUCGGUCGGCGAGGGGACGGCGGGACAGCGAUGUGGGUGAAGACUUGUCACGUCUCAUGUGUUGUUUUCGCAGCCUUCCAGCAACACGCCUGAGCAUUGGAUGCUGGUUCACCGCACGCUCAAGAGAAUCAAAAACGCUGAAAAGUUAGUGAGACACGCUCACCGGAUCGGAUCAGAGUCAACACGCGAACCACUCACCGUCUCGCUUCUUGCCAUGCAGGUGCUGGUUCGAUCCUCGCCCCUUCCGCGAGGCGUUGGUGCGGGUCCCGUACAAAGACGUACUGGAAAACGGUAUACUGAUGAAAAAGAAAUAUCUCCGAGGAAACCAGUGUACACGCCACGUGUGUCUCGCUCAGUGUUGCUUCCCAGCGUCAAGCCGUCUCGUAUUCGCUCAUCCAUUCGCUCGUCAAUUCGCUCAUUGACCGACAAAGGCACUCAGUCCAAGCGCGUGUCGACAUUGAGUCGCGAGAGUUCCUUCGCUGAGGUGAUCAGCGAAGGUCUGGGUGACAGAGAGUGGCGACGCUUCAGAUACCUUGAGUCAGCAAUGAAGCCUGUCCUGGUGACACAAUGCACUCGUCUGCGUGCAUUUGGCAGUUCUGAAUCUUUUUGUGUGUGUCGUGUCGUCUGCAGAUGUGUCCAAACUGCUGGAGCAUGAUGGAACGCUUCCGGUCGAUCAAGCAGCGCGCCCAGGCGCAGAUCGAACGCACCAGUCGCCCCUCCCCGCCCCGCGAGCGACCGCCAUCCCCAUUCAACCGACUCAAGAAAGUGCUUCAGAGCACUGCUCCCUCAGCAAGCACACUGAUCCAGGAGAGCAUUCGCGAUCGGCGAAAGUCAUCCAUCAGGAAAAAGGGUAUUCUCGCGUCGUUUGCGUUCAAAUCACUGCCGUCGGAUGAGGAUCUGCCGGUGCCGGGGACGCCCGAGGGGCCCGGCCAGGCCGGCGUGAGCGUGCGGCUACCGACGCCUUCGUCCGAUGAUGCCGCGACUGACACGAUAGGCGAAGAGGCGAUGCGGGAGUGUCUGUCGCCCAGAGAGGAGGAGGUCGUGAUGAAGAAAAAGAAACCUGUCUUGAGGAAACCCAUGUAUGACCUCGAAGACCCGUGGGAUGAGAUGGAGAACAGGCCACUCAGGAGGCCGCAGGUAAAGGCAAUGGUUAUCGUCUCCCCACACACGCAGUUCCCCUUUCCUUCUCUUCUGUGUGUGUCCAGAGUUCGCCCAGCCGCUUCCUGCAUACGCGUCAAGCCAUCGCAGGAGACUACAUUCGACGCGGCAUCAAGUUAGUGGCUAACUGGCACACUGCACAUACCACAUUACAUUACCUCUCUCAUGUCUCGACCUCCACAGGCGUGUUUUGCCAGACCAGCCGGACCGAUUGGAAGCGGAUCAACGAUACACCGUCCAGUCGCCUUCGUCGCAGUCAUCCGCUCAUUCUUCGGAAGGGGAAGGAUCACCUGUCUUUGGAUAUCGCGAGGGGAGCGAGCCAGAAGAGUCAGUCACGCAGAGCGAAGGAUCCGCUGCUCAUGUGGUAGAGGAGACACAGGAAGUGCCAGCGGAAGAGCGACCAACACAGGAGCAGCCGCUUGCAAUCAGUGAGGAACCAGUGCAGAAUGACGAAGAGCCGCCAGAGGAUGAAUUGGAGGCGUGCGCCAUGCUCGAGAUGCUGGAUUCACCCCAAAUGCGCACUCUGUCAUAUCGCAGUCAGAGGCGGAGUGUCAGAAGCAAGACCCUGCCCAACCGCAGCCCUGAAAAUCAACAGCAGCAGCAGCCAUCCAGGCUCUCCCGGCUCGGUGCCGCUCUGUCGAGGACAGUGCGAGGUGGCAAGAGCCAGCCACAGCCAUUGGUGAAGGACGAAGACGGGGCGCUUCAAGCCACAUCAGCAGAGAGAAAGCAAGAAACCGCCGCAGCAGGGGAGAAUGCCAAUGUUCACGAAGCUGUCAGUGGAGAGUCACCAGCAGAAGCAGACGGAGGUUUCCAGCUUGAGACAUCGCCAGAUGAAGCGAGAGCAAGCGCAGAGGACAUACAAGCGCCCCAGGGGCUUGCUGACGACCACGAAGCCCCGACGGAAGAACGGCGGGAAGACUUCCUCCCCACAGAGACGCCCGAAGCUGCAGAAUCGGUGGCGCCAGCUGUGACACGUCCAUCCGAGUCCCUCACCCUCCCCAUUCCUUCCAUCGCCCAGACCUCCAUCACACCCAUAUCCGACACCCCCCUGCCCACACUCGUCCGCUCACACCUGGACCAGAUCUACAGGACGGCACUUCACCGCGUCCUCAUCGAGCCAGCCUCACUGGAGAGCGUCCCUCGCGACCUCUACACAAUCAAGGAAGAGGAGAUACAAAGGAGAGCAGACGAGCAGGACAUGCUCACGGCAGAUCCCCCUGCGAGCCUGUGUCGGUACUUCUCUCUGGAUGUGAUCGAGGAGGAGAAGACGGAGAGCGAAGUGGAGAAAGAGCCGCAGGAAGGGGCCAGGCAGAGAUGGAAUCGUCUCCUCCAGAACGUGGCGUUUGCGCGGUCGGCGACGUUUGAUGCAUCGAAACACUCAACCAUUGAGUCCGUCCAUCAGACGAAUCUCCUCCAAGUAUGACACACCGACGGCCUGGUCCGCCUCUUCGUUCCCGUUUGGCACCGUCCUGUCUCCUUUGACUCCAGGCUACUGAAGGGCUUUUGGAUUUGAUCAAGGCCUUUAAGGCAAAGGAUAUGGAGGGCCGCGGUGAGCUGUCCAAAGUGAUUGUCCGCGCCAUUAUUCGCAAACAGCUGCCAAAACAGGUAGGGGAGUUGGCACGCGAGCGUCCACGCAAAUUUGUCUCUCUACUUAUCUGCAUCUCUGUGUCUCCUACAGCUUCGGCAGUAUCUGAUCCAUGAGCAUGAGGACAUCUUUGGCGGCGAUCCCAAUGACUUAAUUUCCCUCGCCCAGUUCACCGCCAUCAUAUCUCAGGCAAUCCACGGGGGCGGGAGCAGGGUCCAAUCACCCAUCGCACUCGACCUCCAAGAGGCCAAGCAAGAGCGAUUGCGGUCCAUGAGGCCCUUCCGCGCGGUGCAGUACGGCAAGCGCCCUCCCAGAAAGAUAGACACAGCGGAGUUUGGUCUCCCAGAGUCGGCCUUCUUCCCUCCUGGCUGGGGAGGAGCACAGCCGGUGUCGACACGGAUGUCUACGGCCCAGUUUGGCGGCAGCGGUGUGACGAGCCGGCGCAGCAGCUUUCGCAGUGGGGCCAGUGGGCAGAGUGUGGGUGGGGGUGCGGGCAGCAACAGCGCGUCCAGAGACAGCCUCAAGGACAUCUACAAGAGCAGACUGGUUGAGUUCGUGAAGGCCAAGUCUGAUGGCCUUGCCUCCGUCUCAGCCGUAGGAGAGAGGAGGGAGGCAAGGGCGGAGCUAAGAAAAAGGCUAAGCCAUUGAUUGAUAAGUGUGGAAGGGAAGACAGACGAUGUGGUUGAGCUGAG
Vitrella brassicaformis is the source of this 5506-nucleotide messenger RNA. The record is from the annotation of a GenBank genome assembly. NCBI's taxonomy places the organism in Eukaryota, Vitrellaceae.